AUGUCGCUAUACUACGACGCCGCGUCAAUUCUCACGACGCCCUCCACUGCUGGUGGUUCAUUUAAGUCUCGGCUCUACAACUCCCGCAACCUUAAAGCUUCUCCCGCACAGGUUUACGCGCUCAUCACCGAAGCAGCCAAAUGGGACAUCCUGCUCAAGGAAGUAAUCGACCAGGCUGGAAUUCUGAAACUUGAACCCAAGGUUGUCCCUCACCAUUGCCCUGUCCUGCUCACCCCAUUGCUUGCUCUUCUCCUCGUCCACGACCAUCUCCUCGCAAAGAAUGGCAUCGCCGCGCCCGCAUCCCACCCGCUCCGUCAAGCAGUUGAAAGGCACAAGAUUCGACUGAAGGGGGAAUUCACAAAAGCGCGCGUGCGGCGCGCCUGCGCGACAAUUCCGGAACUGAAGGAGGCUGUUCGGAAAGAAAAAUUAGCUGCGCUGGGGGCCAAGGGUAGUAGUGGCGCGGUCUAUCCACGCUGGGUUCGGGUCAACAAUGUACGGACAACGAUGGAGGCGCAGUUGAAGACCACCUUUGCGGCGUUCGAGAAUGUCGAGUCACUGGACGGUCUAGUGGUUGGUGGAGACGAUAAGCAGAAGAGAAUGCGGUUAGACCCGCAUAUCCCGGACCUUGUGGCUGUUGCGCCUGGUGUUGAGUUCUCGAGUACGCCGGCGUACAAGAAUGGAGAGAUUAUCCUGCAAGAUAAGGCAUCUUGUUUCCCUGCCUAUCUGUUGCUUGGCGAUGACUGGGAUGGGCAAGGUGAUUUGGUAGAUGGAUGCGCCGCGCCAGGCAAUAAGACUACGCAUAUGGCUUCGUUGCUCCGCAAAGCUAAGUCCAAGAAGAAGGCGGAGUCAUCCCGCAUCAUAUCCAUGGAUGCCUCCUCAAUCCGCGCAAAGACCCUCAAGAAAAUGGUCUCUAUCGCUGGCGCAGAUAGCUUCACCAGCGUCCUUCAGGGACAGGACUUUCUCGCACUUGACCCGCAAGACCCUCGCUUUAAGGAUGUCACAGGCCUUCUUCUGGACCCUUCCUGCUCAGGGAGCGGCAUCAUCGGCCGCGACGAUGUCCCCCAGCUCGUCCUCCCUGCGCCUGGGAGACCCACCCCAGCAUCAGGAUCGAAGAACCAAACCCAAGGUAAAAAGCGCAAGCGCAACGACUCAUCUGGAUCCUCCUCCAACCAACCCUCCACACCCUCAUCAUUAACAUCAGCAGCAACGCCGUCAACAUCCGAAAACGACACUCCCAUUUCCGAAAUAACUCAAGAUCGCCUCCUCAAACUCUCAAACCUUCAGUUCCGAAUCGUCACACAUGCACUCGCCUUCCCCGCCGCUAGGAAGGUGACAUACAGCACGUGCUCAAUCCAUCUUCUCGAGAACGAGGCCGUCGUGCAACGGAUACUGGAAAGUGAUAUUGCGAAGCGGAGAGGAUGGAGAGUUCUCAGGCGGGAUGAGCAGCCUGAAGGCUUGAAGAAGUGGAUUCAUCGCGGUGUGAAGCGAGAGGAGCCGAGUGCGGAUGGUGCCAUUGAGGGUGGUGAGGUGAAUUUGUCGGAUGAGGAGUUAGGGGGUUGUUUGAGAUGUUGGCCUGGGGAUGAGGAGGGGACAGGCGGGUUCUUUGUUGCGGGGUUUGUGAGGGAGGGAGAUGAUGAUGGUUCAAUGGUAGAUGCCGAGAACGAGAGUGAGGACCAGGAUAGCAUUGAACAAGAGAAUGAAGAUGAGGAUGAGGAAUGGGAGGGAUUCUCCGAUUAAACCACCACUCUUCUCCUAUAGAAUAUCUUCAAAGAUAAUGACAUGUUUUAUCCAUGGUGUAUUUAUAAUUCGAUAUGCUGCGUAUAUACGUAGGUACAAUGCA
Aspergillus nidulans FGSC A4 is the source of this 1840-nucleotide messenger RNA. RefSeq names its product rRNA (cytosine-C5-)-methyltransferase RCM1. NCBI's taxonomy places the organism in Eukaryota, Fungi, Ascomycota, Eurotiomycetes, Eurotiales, Aspergillaceae. Gene Ontology annotation, molecular function: methyltransferase activity; RNA binding; RNA methyltransferase activity. Bases 1 to 1737 code for a protein of 578 amino acids. The transcript has 2 exons. The record is from RefSeq and is a predicted model, not a curated record.